AUGACUUUAUUUCUGAAGGAUUUCCCGGAUGGCUAUAUGUGAUUUCAUAGCGAUAUGGAAUUGUUUGCUCUUUAUACAGUAGCUCUCGUAUUAAUGAAGCAAACAAUGGCUUUUGGAAUUCUUCCCGGAUGUUCUUGUGGUGUGUCACCAAUAUGUCCUCCACCGGUCAUAUGUCCACCUCGAAUUUGUCCACCAUGUUUAUCAUCUAUUCCAAUUGUAUACAAUUAA
Acanthocheilonema viteae is the source of this 228-nucleotide messenger RNA. The record is from the annotation of a GenBank genome assembly. NCBI's taxonomy places the organism in Eukaryota, Metazoa, Nematoda, Chromadorea, Rhabditida, Onchocercidae.